Molecule: messenger RNA, 1739 nt
Organism: Macrobrachium nipponense
Lineage: Eukaryota; Metazoa; Arthropoda; Malacostraca; Decapoda; Palaemonidae
Exons: 6
Coding region: 914-1603 (229 amino acids)
Source: RefSeq, a predicted model, not a curated record
UGGAGUGUUAGGCACGGUUUCCUAACUUGUAAAAUAUCACUUGCUUGUCUCCAAGAUUGCGUAACCUACGGUACCGUCGUAAAUAAGCUUAUGUAAGAUUGCUGUUAUCUACGAAAAUCGUAAAGUUACUAUGCUGAAAACAGACCUUGAUUUUUUCAAUAAUCUUUUGAAUUACACAGGCGUAGAAUUCUAGGCCAGAAUCUGCCUGUAAUAGGCUAGACAAGUUGAUACAAUCAGUCAUCCCAGGAUGAAGCUAUCCUACUUAGCCAUACCUCUUCAGGAGCGCCUCAGCGGCGUAGUUGGUAUGGUAUUAGCGUUCCUCCUCGGUGGUCGCGGGUUCGAUUCUCGGCCAUUCCGUUGAGGAGUGAGAGAUGUGUAUUUUUGGUGAUAGAAGUUCACUCUCGACGUGGUUCGGAAGUCACGUAAAGCCGUUGGUCCCGUUGCUGAAUAUAGUAACCACUGGCUCCAUGCAACGUAAAAGCACCAUAGUACAAACAAACAAUAACUCUACAGGACCUUGCGCAUCGUCGCCUAAAAAGAUGCGCUGUUUGGACGUCGUGGGAGGCCCCGGAGUAUAAAACUAAGCGACCGUGAACACGAGGGCACAGACCAGUCCAGACCUCCGUAGCGCGAAGACCGAAGCCCCUUCGCAACGACAUAAACACACACGCAAGACAGAGGGGGACCCCGUCUAUUUUUUAUACUUUUCGCUGCUGAGAACGAACCCAAGUCAACAUCAUCCAGCUGCAGUUUCCCAAAGGAACAGGAACGCCUUCUUCCCGUAAAUCCGUUUUCAUUGAAAACCCUUAAGCUCACACAAGCCUAGAUCAGAGAGAAGAUUGACAGUUGUUGAAGUAAAAACCGAGACUUUCACGGAGUGAACUUAGUCACCAGAAGCCGACGGAAGCUGGGAAUGGUGUCCGACAGAGUGGUUCUCCUCCUGGCCGUCUUCCGCCUGCAUGUUGCUCUCUGCAUCCCAGUUUUGCAAGAAAAUCCUGAAAUAAGCAGCAGACAGGCUAGAUCGGUCAGUGAGCCGCAGUACCCGGUACUGGGUCGCCUCAGUCAGGAUGGGUCGCAGCUGAAGCAGUGGGAUCUGCCGCAUCUGAUGGACGAGGAAGACUACCCCGCCACCUACGUAAAAAGCCGCCCAGACGUCCACCGCGCCCACCACCUCAUGGAAAUUCCAGCCCGCCCACGCCCAGAGAACAGCCACACACACCGGAGGACCCUUGACUACCCGCUGACCAAACGGAACGAAGAGACCAACAUUCCUACCAUGGGCCUCGGUAAGAGGUCAUCCCCUUACGACCCGUAUGUUAGUGUAGGAGUACUGUCAGACAUGCGCAAAUUCUUCAACGACCUUCGCGUCAAUCUGGACAGCGUAGAGGAGGCAGCGGGGAUGAGCCAAGAGCAGGGCGGUUUCAAAAAUGGUGCCAUAGACCCAUCAGACUUCCUGAGCUUCCUCUCGAAGCAUGGAGCCCGAAGCAGCGAGACGACAAGUGCCGAAUCUGGUUUACCGCGAAAUCCCACCCACAUACGACGCCUCAUGUUCGGUUACAACCACGACGACCAACCCUACAUCCACUCCGGUCUGGGGAAAUAGACUCAGCUCUGAGUUGGCCUCCAGUCUCAGAAGACCUCUUUGCACUCUGACCCGUAUUAGGAGAAAACGAGGGGGAAACAGUGUCACUCAAGAUAUUUAAUAAAAACUUAGGGUCAUUCACCUUAAAUAAUAUAUA